Molecule: messenger RNA, 4618 nt
Organism: Hypanus sabinus (Atlantic stingray)
Lineage: Eukaryota; Metazoa; Chordata; Chondrichthyes; Myliobatiformes; Dasyatidae
Product: cortexin-2-like
Exons: 3
Coding region: 827-1072 (81 amino acids)
Source: RefSeq, a predicted model, not a curated record
UCCCUCCGCCUCCCUCCGCCCUCCCGUCCUCCUCUGAUUUAUCCGUUACAUCUCAACCUUCUUCGUCUAUAGCCCGCCUUGCUACCUCUCUCCCCAGUUUAAGUUAUUUCCAGACGCUUCCAAGCCUGUCCCUUCUAUCCCUCCUCCGCUCUAUCACUUCCCAUCCAAUUUCUUCUCCGUCCCACCCCCUGCUCAUUCUAUUCGUUUCCCCCUUCCAUCUCACCCUACAGCAAUGCCUGUCCCUGUGCGUCAAUCCACUUCCCCCUGGAUCUCUUUCCGCCCUAUGCCUCCCUGUCCUGUUCCUUAUCGAAACCCUCCAUCCCACUCUACGUCUCACUAUUGCAGCCCUACCCAAUAUUUCUCCAUCCCAUCUCUUCCCAUCCAGGUAUCCACUCUCUUUUUCCUAUAAUGCUCAUUCCCAUCAUUUUGCCUUCUACACUUCUGUCACUUCAUCCCACGUUUUCUCAUUUCCUUCCCUUCUUUGCCCCCACACCUCCUUCAAUCACUGCCCAUCCUGUCCUUGUCCGACUCUGUCCGCUCCACUCUGUCCAUCCUAACUCAUUCCCCCAUCUUGUCCAUGUAGAAUUUCCCCAUCUUGUUCCAUCCUCUCCUCCUGCAGGCCCUAUCCUCUCCAUCCAUGUCCAUUGUCUUCCUUUGUCAUAUAUUCCCCUUCUCCAUCUGAUCCACUCUCCCUCAUCUCUGUUCAGACCUGGUAACCAUCUGUUUAACUCUCUUGUAACCAAGUUGACUAGUGGUUUUAACCUUGACCCCAAGGGGGAUUUAACUCCGAUGACACCCACUGUUACGAAGCUACAUCCCUGUGACAAUGAUCAACAAUCACUAUAACAGCUCCCUGGGCAUCAGCACAGGUGGCAGCAUGCACACCUACCCACUGACACUGGAGCAGAAAACCGCCUUCGCUUUCGUGGGCAUCUUAUUCAUUUUCCUGGGCCUCCUCAUUGUGCGGUGUUUCCGGAUCCUUCUCGACCCUUACAGCAGCAUGCCAUCCUCAACUUGGGCAGAUGGGAUGGACGGGUUAGAGAAGGGGACCUUUGAGUAUGCCUUGGCUUGAAAUGAAGAGAAGUGCCUUGUAAGUGCACAGACUGCUCUCCAGUGACGGCAUCGGGGGAUCCGUGGGAUCACAGUGGCGCUCCCAAAGGACCAAGGUGUCAUGGAAUAGUUCCUGCUUUAUCCAUGAGACCUCAAUGUGGGGCAUCUUAUUGGUGAAGUGCGUCAUGGUGUUGAAAUAUCAGCGUUACUCGCUCCUGGAUUGGGCUGUUGGGGAUGGUGCUGGAAGCAGAUACAAGGGUGAUGUUUAAGAGGCUUUUAGAGGAACAUGUCAACGUGCAGGGAUAUAGAUCAUGUGCAGGCAGAAGACAGCUUAAUUUUGUUUUGUGUUUGGCACAGGCACUGAGGGCCUGUUCCUGAGCCACGCUGUUCUGUUACCGAUUCAUGCGACUCGGAAGCAGGUCUUCCAGCCCCCGGAGUCCACACUGACCAUCAACCAACCACCUACAUUGGUCUCAUUUUAUUGCAUGUGCCAACAUCACUCUCCUUUUGCUUCGUGUAGACUGGUGUGGCAGCAGUUUGGAUUUGGCAGAAACUUUAAUCUUGAAUUGUUGGAAUUCAUUAAUGAACCAGCAGAUUUUACAAGUUAAUACAUUGUUAUUAUACUGUAUUAUCAUACGAAAAAAGAUCUGCCAUUUAGUGCAGUUGGAUCUAAGGUUUGAGUGAUAUUAUCUGUAUUGAGUAUUAUUCACAGAGUUCCCAGUAAAGGUGGAUUAGGAACACUUUAUUGUGAUCCAGCAUAUUCUGUGUGAAGAUAAAUUCAAGGUUAUCAGUCAAAAGUAUAUAGUCUGGUAUUACAAAUGUGGCUGUAUGGUGUCCAAUAAAUUAAUAUUACCAUUCAUUUUCUGAUUUGCAUAAUCUAUCAAAAGGCUGAACUAAUUAUAUUGCUCGACCUUUGUCUUUCUGCUUAAAUCAUUUUAUGCAGAAUUGUAAAUUUAGUGUUAACAAUUAAAUAAAAAAACAAUACUGUACUAAAGUGUCUGACCACUCAGAACUUGCUAAUGGCAGAACGUGCUUUUCCAUUUCUAUACAUAUUAGUGAGAGAGUAAUGUUGGCGAUUAAAAUCAUAGCAAGCUCCGGCUAAAUAAAACUGAACGUAAACCAAAGUUAAGUCAAUGAGCAAUGUGACGGUCUUUGCUUCAGAUUUAAAGAAAGUAGAUUUUCUAAAUGGCAUUCAAACCUUACUGUGCACAGGUUACAGUUUUCCACUUACCCCUGAUGUGGUAAGAUUUAGCAAAAGUUGGUCUUGUAUGCAGAGGUUUCAAUGUGACCUUGGCAGCAGCAAACACAGGCAGGAGCAACUAAUCUAUUUUAUUGCUAAAUCCGGGAUCCUGCUGUGUGUAAAUUGGCUGCCGCUUGGCCUAGAAAACAACAGGGAUACACUUCUAACCUGUGAAAUGCUGAGGCAUUCUAACCGUGUAAAAGGCAAGUCUUCUCUACCUAUGUCCAUUCUGAGACAAGGGAUUUGUUUUUCAAACGGAGAGGUGUCCCUGAUGCUCUAAAUAACUUCUACGCACGCUUCGAGGCAAGCAGCGUAACGAGGGCCACGAGAGCUGCUCGCUUGCUUGCCAGGUGAUCAGCCACUCUCCGUAACAGCAGCAGACGUGGGAAGGACUCUGCAGGUUAUCAACCCCCCGGAAGGUGAGCAGGCCAGACAACACCCCGGGCUGAGUAUUCAGAGGGAGUGUACACACCCCUGAUGUCUUCGCAGCCCUCUUCAACACAUCACUCAUCCAGGCUGCUGUCCCCAUAUGCUGCAAAUCAGCCACCAUUAUCCCUGUAUCAAAGGACUCUACACCUUCAGAGCUAAACAACUACCACUUGGUGGCACUGAUGCCAAUCAUCAUGAACUGUUUUGAAUGAUUGGUAACGACACACAUCAGAAACUCCAUUCCUGCCACACUGGACACUCACCAAAAUGCUUCCCAACAGAAGCAUUCUAUAAUGGAGACUGUAGGUGUUGGACUGCCUAACAAAUAGCCAGGAUGCACAAUAGCUCCUCCAUCCUUAUCAUCCUCAACACGAGUGCAGCCCCCCCCACCCCCCAGGCCUCUGGGCUGAGCCAAUUACUGUACACUCUGCUCGCACAUGACUGCACGGCCAGACACCUGAGCAAUCCCGUCACCAAGUUCCUGGAUGACACGACCAUAGUGAGGCUCACCCCCAACGAUGGGGAGACAGCCUACAGACAGGAGGUGGAAGAGUUCGAACCUAGUGGCAGGCAGGUAACCUCUUCCUCAAUGUUAACAAGACCAAGGACAUAGUUAUCAAGUUCAAGAGAAUGCCCACCACUCAUGAUGGUCUUUACAGCAGUGGAAACUGCAGGCUGUUUCAAACUCCUGCGAGCGCACACCACACACAACCUCUCGUGGUCCCAGAACGCAUCCUACACAAUCAAGAAAGCUCAUUAAUGCCUCCACUUUCUGAGGAGGCCGAAGAGAGCUGCAGAUCCACACUCACAUCAUCCUGCAGGUGUGCAGUAGAGAGCAAGUCACAUCACUGCAUGGUACAGAAACCGCACUGCAGUAGGCAGGAAGGGUGCACAACAGGUAGUUAAAACUGUGCAAAUCAGCACCAGCAACAAGCUGCCAUCGAGGAUAAGAUGCAGGAAAGACUGAACGAUCCUGUUACCUGUAGUAUCAUGAAGGAUUCCACGCACCCUACUUAUGCACUGUUUGUCUCACUCCCAUCAGGGAAGAGGCUAUGUAACACCCAGUCCAAGACCACCACUCUCAAAAGCUGUUACUUUCCCCAAGCAGAAAGCCUGGUCAACACCUCCACCCACUAACUCCAUCACUACUUUAUUAUUUCCUGUCAGUCACCCGAUGGCUUUCUCCUUCAGUUUUCUGUGAUUUCCUUUUUUGCUGCCAGCUGGCGGGUUGGGGUUCUGGGUGGGCGAUGUGUUGGUUUCUGUGAUCUGAUGUUCUCGGUUUUUCUGUGUGUCUGAUCUGUUAUAUUUUGUGUGUUUGGGGUUUGAUGCUAUUGUCGCCGUUCUUUUUUACGCGGGGGGUGUGGUUAGGGUUUGAUGUUAUUGUCACAGUUUUUGUUGUGAGGGAGGGGUUGGGGUUUUGGUUUUUUUCAUAUUAUAGCUGCCAUUUUCUGGCUGGGCGAUCUUUUAGCUUUAGUGCGAUGGAGGGGUUGGGGUUAGAGUUUGAUGUUCCGUCUGCCAUUUAUAGUGCAGGCGAUCCAUUGGUUCUUUUGUGUGAGGGAGGGGCUGGGAGUUUCAGGGUUUGCAAGUUUUGUUUCUUCUUCCUUUUUCUGUUGGGGAGGGGGUUGAUGUCUUGCCUUUCAACGACUCCUGUGGUUUUUCUAUAUUUAUUUGGAGAAGAUGAAUAUCAGAGUUGUAUUGUAAUGCAUACUUUGACAAUUAAAAAAAAUGAACCUUUUGUACAGCCUAGCAUUAUACAAUCAGUCUAUGUAUAUAAACUCUCCUUUGCAUUUAUAUUUAUUGUGCCCUUUAUCUUUUGUGUUGCAUCAGGUCCUUGUAACAAUUAUUUCAUUCUCCUUUACAUUGGUGUCCAAGAAAUGACAUUAAACAGUCUUGAAUUUC